Molecule: messenger RNA, 1702 nt
Organism: Mesocricetus auratus (golden hamster)
Lineage: Eukaryota; Metazoa; Chordata; Mammalia; Rodentia; Cricetidae
Gene: Mageb18
Product: MAGE family member B18
Exons: 1
Coding region: 16-996 (326 amino acids)
Biological process (GO): negative regulation of transcription by RNA polymerase II
Cellular component (GO): nucleus
Source: RefSeq, a predicted model, not a curated record
CCCACUACAGUCAUCAUGCCUCGUGGCCAGAAGAGCAAGCUCCGUGCCCGUGAGAAGCGCCGCCAGGCCCGUGCUAAAAAUGCACUAGAGGAAGAAGGAUCUCCCGAUCCUUUAUGUGAGUGUCCACAUCAGGCUGUUCCUGAUGCUGGUAUGUCUACACCUCCCAACAUACAGCAGGGAGCUCACUAUACCUUUUCACACACAUAUGAAAAUACAGGUGCUCAAAACCAAGAUGAGAAAAAUUCAGAUGAUUCUGAUGACCUUGAAGCCUGGAGUAAAGAUCCUAUAAAUCACAAAGUAGUCUUACUGGUGCAGUUCCUGAUGGAGAAGUAUCACAAGAAGGAGGUUUUUACUAAGGCAGAUAUGCUGAAGUGUGUACUUAAAACAUCAAAAACUGCCUUCACUGAGAUCCUAAAAAGAGCCACAGAGCAUAUGGAACUGGCCUUUGGUGUUGAUCUGAAAGAAGUAGAUCCUAUCAGGCACUGCUAUGCCCUUUUCAACAAACUAGAACAUACCUUUGAUGCCGUAAAGGGAGACGAAAAAAUGCCCAAUACUGGCCUAUUAAUGAUGGUGUUGGGUGUGAUCUUCAAGAAAAAUAACUGUGCCUCAGAAAAGGAGGUCUGGGAGGUGCUGAAUAUGAUGGGUGUCCAUGCUAACCGAAAACACUUCAUCUAUGGAGAGCCUAAGAAAGUUAUCACUGAAGAUUUGGUAAAGCUAAAGUACUUGGAGUACCGAAAAGUGCCUAACAGCAAUCCUCCAUCCUUUGAAUUCACAUGGGGUUCCAGAGCCCAGGCUGAAAUCAGCAAGAUGAAGAUCCUGGAGUUUUGGGCCAAGAUCCACGAUGCUACACCAGAUACCUUUGUGCCCUUGUAUGAAAUAGCUGUGAAAGAUGAGGAAGAAAGAGCUCAAGCCAGGUCUGCAGCCAGGGCUCGCACUGCUGCUAUGGCCAGUUCACAUUCGAAAGCCAUGGUUAGCAGCUCCUCCCAUGCUAAAUAAUAGCUAAGUAUGUUUCCUCACUAUUUGUAAAGGUCUGUCAGCUAACUAAUAGUGGAGGGCUAAUAUGGGCUGAGGAGAACAAGUGCUUAUAAUAUUUGUUUUUCUGUUAUAUAUUAGUAAAUUCCAGUUUUAUCUUUUCUUUUAGUUCUAGGUUAUAUAUUAAAUGUUGAAGUCUGAGGAAUGAAUAUUUCCUAUGUGGAAAUUAAGGAGAGUGAACAUUUUAAGUAGUAGAUGGGCAACAUAGGUCUAAAGGGAGUACAUUGAAUAACAUCAUUGCAUUCCUAUGCCAUAUUUGUUACUUUAAGUUUUGUUUUGCUUUUUAUAUUAUAUUUCAGAUGUUUCCAUCAGGAGGCUUCGAUACCUUUAAAUGUAAAAUUAUUAAUGACUUUGGUUAUACAUUUAUUUCCCUUUCAUAGUUUAAAGCUGUUGUGGGCAGUGAGUGAUUUUUUUUAGGAGUGUGACCACUGGUGAGUUCUCCAUGUUCCAGUGAAUGAGCCCAUACCUAUGUCCAUGUAGUAGCACUAACUGGACUUAAGAUUUUUAUUUUUAAUGCAUGAGAAGAAAGGGAGAAGUAUAUAUCAGUUUGAAUUUAUCAGUCUGUUCACUCUUAGUGGGAUUUUUGGCUCAGUGACUAAAAUCUGGUUAAAAAUGCAGUCAAUGUAAAGUUAAAUAACAAUGAAAUCGCAAAAAUGGAAAAGAAAAUAAC